Messenger RNA from Linum tenue, 1788 nucleotides. The record is from the annotation of a GenBank genome assembly. NCBI's taxonomy places the organism in Eukaryota, Viridiplantae, Streptophyta, Magnoliopsida, Malpighiales, Linaceae.
AUGGCGAUGGAAAAUGCAGCAGAUUGUCAAAUCACGAGUGGAGAGCCACUUUUAGCCACCAAGAGUAGCAGCAGCAACGGUGGCUUCAGGGCCCUGCCUUUCAUCAUAGUAACUGAUGCAUUGGAGAAAAUGGUGAGCUAUGGGCUUCCGGUCAACAUGAUCAUGUACUUGACUACAGAGUACGGGAUGAAGAACAGCGAUGGUGCCCACCUGAUCUUCAUCUGGGUUGCUACCACCAAUUUCACGCCCGUCGUUGCAGCAGUUCUGGCCGAUUCUUAUGUCGGCCGAUACUGGAUGAUUGCUUUCGGCUCCCUCGCCCAUGCUCUGGGUACCUUUCUGCUAUGGCUGACUGCAACCAUCCCACAAGCUAGGCCUCAACCAUGUGUUGACACCACCUGCAAACAGGCCACACUGCCACAACUUUCCCUCUUAUGCACCUCCUUAGCCCUCAUCUCCAUCGGUUCUGGAAGCAUGAGAUCAUCCAGCUUGGCCUUCUGUGCUGACCAAAUCAUCCCCAGGAACAAAGAUGGCACCACAAAUGACGAUUCAGGAGCCUUGUUGAAGAGUCUAGUCAGCUGGUACUUCAUCUCCUCAACAGUUGCCAUACUAAUAGCAGUAACAGUCAUUGUCUACAUCCAAGAAGCUGCAGGUUGGAGAGUUGGCUUUGGGGUUCCAUUGAUUCUCAUCGUGUCGUCGGGCCUCAUCUUCGUAUCGGGUUCCUCGUUGUAUCUCGAGCAGAAGACCAAACCGAGCCUGCUCGCUGAACUCGCUCAAGUAGUGGUUGCAGCUGCUGGUUCCAGAAAAAGAUGGAUCAAGUUGCCUUCUGAAGUUCAUACCUACCAUUCCAAUCCCAAUUCCCCUGCAACUCCCCUGCAUCCAAGUGACAAAUUGAUGUUCUUGAACAAAGCCUGCAUCAUUGACUCCCCUGAACAAGAGCUGAACCCUGAUGGAACUGCCACAAAUCCAUGGACCCUCUGCACAGUAGAGCAAGUGGAGGAUCUGAAAUCCGUAAUCCGAGUGAUUCCCAUAUGGUUUGCAGGAGUAAUUAUGUCACUACCAACAACCCAACUCCCAUUCCACUUGCUCCAACUCAACACCAUGGAUCGACACAUCUUCAAUCCAACAGGAUUCCAAAUCCCAGCCGGCUCCUUCUGCCUAACCAUCGUGCUAACGCAACUGAUAUGGGUUCCUCUCUACAACAAAAUCAUCACCCCCAUAACCUCCAAGCUCAUAGGCAAACCCUUCCACCUCUCCAUGAAGCAGAGGUUAGGACUGGGAAUCCUGAUUUCCUCUGCAGCAAUUUCAGCACUGGCCAUCGUGGAGAUGAUUCGCCGCGAAAGGGCCAUCGACGAGGGGCUAACCGAUGAUCCAACAGGUAUAGUGGACAUGUCCGCGAUGUGGUUCGUGGUUUACUACGUCCCAUUUGGGAUUGCAGAGGCGUUUAACUACCUUGCACAGAGUGAGUUCUACUACAGUGAGCUGCCUGAGAGCAUGGCUAGCAUAUCUACGACGUUGUACCAAAUGGGGCUGUCGAUGGCGAGCUUGGUGGCCAGUUUUGUGCUGAGCGGUGUGGAGAUUCUGACGAAAGGAGGGAGAGAGGGGGAGAGCUGGAUUGCUGGGAAUAUCAACAAGGGGCAUUACGAUUACUACUACUGGCUGAUUGCUGGUUUGAUUGUUCUUGAUUUUGUGUAUUAUCUUGGUUGUGCUAAGGCUUAUGGGCCUUGUAAAGCUGAGCUCGGCCAGGGUUUGGAUGCAGGGGAACAACCCAUUGAUCACAAAGGAAACUAG